AUGCUGUUCGUGGUUGAUCAUUGCAAUUAUUUCUUGGGCAUUCUAUUGAGUGCACUCAUUGCAAUCUGGCUUCGCCAAAUUAUUUUACCACCAUCAGAUUUUCCCAAAAGUAUUCCAACAAUCCCUUUCUAUGUCUGCUUCUUGCCAAUAAUUUUCAACUGGGACCAAAAAAGUAUUUAUGAGAAGCAUUUUCGCGAAAAAGUUGAAAAGUAUGGCGCAGUGAAAGUGUAUUUUGCAUCUAGGUGGAACAUUCUUGUCACUAAACCCGAAUACGUAAAGACAGUUAUAAGUCACAACGAUAUCUUCGAAAAAAGUGGAAAUCAAGAAAAAAUACCACAUGCUGUCAUCGCAGAAUAUUUGGGUGACAAUCUUAUUUCUGCUGGAAACGAAAAUUGGGCGAAAUAUCGUUCAUUGACAGAAGACAGUAUUAGAUUUCCAGACAUGAGCCCACUCGAGAAAAAUGUCGAACUUCUCCUACAAGAAAUAAGCAACUCUCUACCAGCUAAUAAAACCAUGAGAGUCAAUGAAAUAUUCCAGAAAUAUACCUUGUCUUGUGUGGGCGAUUGUAUUAUUGGUAGUGAUCUUAGGACGCCCUUGAACGGUGUGUCUAUACAAGAGAGAAUCAACUAUUUGAAAAAUCAAAUCUUCAAACCAUUGUUCAUGAAUUUCACCUUUCUCGACAAGCUUCCAAUUCCAAGUAGAAUCAGAGCCCGCAAUGCUGUCAGAGAAUUCAAAAAAUUAUUCUUUGACAAAAUUCUAGCAGAUAAGACUGUUGAAAACUCUAACAAAUUGGGCCCCUCAUUAGCAGAUGGAUUUGAGAAAAAAAUAAUCACAAAACAACAAUUUCAAGAUAAUGCUAUGAUAGCAAUGGUAGCUGGGCAUGAAAAUCCCCAGAUUUUAUUGACAACUGUCAUAUAUCUUCUUUCGAAACACCCUUCGAUCCAGGAUAAAUUGAGAUGCCUUCUCAAUCAGAACACCAAUUAUUCCGAAAAUCCAUUCUUGGAUGCAAUUGUAUAUGAAGCUUUGAGAUUGCUUCCUCCAAUUGCACAACUCAUCAAUAGAGUCACAAGACAGCGGGUUUUUUUGGGAAAGGAUCUUGUUAUUCCAAAAGGUGUUUAUAUCGGAAAUAAUUCUUUAUUUACCCAAAGAGACGAGAAGUAUUGGAAAGAUGCUGAUGAGUUUCGGCCGCAAAGAUGGGGAACGACUAAAGAAGAGAUCAACAAGAGAUUUAGAUUGGCACAGUCAAACUGUACAUUGACAGCGUUUCAUGGACGAAAAAGAUCUUGUCUCGGACAACUUUUCGCUUUGGCUGAGGUGAAGAUCGCUGUUGUUGCCAUUGUCAAAGUUUACAAAUUGAGCCUCGACCCAACUUGGAUCGAAAGAUUCACACCUUCAGGCCCAUUAGUCCCUGUUAAUCUCUCUGUGCAUUUCGAAGAAGUGCAAACUCAUGCUGAAUUGGAUUGA
This is a messenger RNA of Australozyma saopauloensis, 1464 nucleotides long. It is a transcript of the gene DIT2, whose product is annotated as putative cytochrome. The coding region runs from base 1 to 1464 and encodes 487 amino acids. Gene Ontology annotation, molecular function: oxidoreductase activity, acting on paired donors, with incorporation or reduction of molecular oxygen; monooxygenase activity; iron ion binding. The record is from RefSeq and is a predicted model, not a curated record. Lineage: Eukaryota; Fungi; Ascomycota; Pichiomycetes; Serinales; Metschnikowiaceae. The transcript has a single exon.